AUGGCGGAUGACAAGCAAGUGAUUGAUCGAAAGGACAACUUGAAUGACUACCGCAAUCGCCUGGGCAGCGAAGUCGCCGUGGGAUACGAUGACGACAGCGCCAUCCCGAAGGGGUCGACGGACCCGGUGUACGAGGCCAAAGCCAGAGUGCUAAACCGCGCGAUCCAGGACAUCGGCAUGGGAUGGUAUCAGUGGCAGCUGUUUAUUGUGGUCGGCUUUGGCUGGGCGAGCGACAACUUGUGGCCGAUUGUGACCUCUUUGAUCUUCACCCCUGUCGCCAACGAAUUCAAUCCCUCGCGGCCUCCGCUGCUGACGCUGAGCCAAAACAUUGGCCUUCUUGCCGGUGCCAUCUUCUGGGGCUUUGGAUGCGACAUUUUCGGCCGUCGAUGGGCAUUCAAUUUGACCCUGGGCGUGACCAGUGUGUUCGGCCUGAUCGCCGCCAGCUCCCCCAACUUUGCGGGCAUCGGGUGUUUCGCUGCGCUAUGGUCCUUUGGAGUCGGGGGCAACCUACCCGUUGAUUCGGCCAUCUUUCUUGAGUUCUUGCCUGGGAGUCAUCAAUAUUUGCUUACUGUCCUGUCCGUCGACUGGGCCUUUGCUCAACUCGUCGCCACACUCAUCGCCUGGCCCUUGCUGGGCAACUUGACAUGUCAGGAAGGAGAGACCUGCACGCGCUCCAAGAACAUGGGCUGGCGGUACUUCCUGAUCACGAUGGGCGGCAUUGCCAUGAUUAUGUUCUUCAUCCGCUUUGUGCUCUUCACCAUCUACGAGAGCCCCAAGUUCCACAUGGGCAAAGGCCGCGACGACGAGGCUGUGCGCAUCGUGCAUGAGGUGGCACGCCGAAAUGGCAAGACGUCGUCCUUGACCAUCGAGGACCUCAAGGCCUGUGAGAUACUCGCCGAGGGAGGUGUUGCUGGCCAUCAACAGACCAGCGCCGCGGCACAGCUGAAGCGCCGCCUGGAGAAGAUCAACCUCACGCAUGUCCGAGCGCUGUUUGCAACCAAGAAACUGGCCUUGAGCACAUCGCUGAUCAUGGUCGUAUGGGCGUUCAUUGGACUGGGAUAUCCCCUCUACAACGCUUUCAUCCCGUACCUUCAAGCAAUCAAAGGCGCGCAAUUCGGGGACGGCAGCACGUACAUCACCUACCGCAACCAAGUUAUUAUCGCGGUGCUAGGGAUCCCUGGCGCUCUGCUGGGCGGCGCGAUGGUGGAAAUCCGCCGUUUCGGCCGCCGCGGCUCCUUGUGUGUGUCGACCAUCCUGACUGGUGUCUUUUUGUACUGCUCCACCACCGCCACGACCUCGAACUCCUUGCUCGGCUGGAACUGCGCCUUCAGCUUCACCUCCAACAUCAUGUACGCUGUGCUCUACGGCUACACACCGGAAUGCUUCUUCACCAAGGACCGCGGCACGGGGAACGCCCUCACCGCCACUGCCAACCGAGUGUUUGGCAUCAUGGCCCCUAUCAUCGCCAUGUUUGCCAACCUGAAAACCACCGCGCCGGUAUAUACCAGCGGCGCGCUGUUCAUUGCCGCGGGCCUAGCAGUGGUAGUCUUACCGUUUGAGAGUCAGGGCAAGGCCAGUCUUUGA
Molecule: messenger RNA, 1584 nt
Organism: Capronia epimyces CBS 606.96
Lineage: Eukaryota; Fungi; Ascomycota; Eurotiomycetes; Chaetothyriales; Herpotrichiellaceae
Product: MFS transporter, metabolite:H+ symporter
Exons: 2
Coding region: 1-1584 (527 amino acids)
Biological process (GO): transmembrane transport
Cellular component (GO): membrane
Molecular function (GO): transmembrane transporter activity
Source: RefSeq, a predicted model, not a curated record